AUGCUCUCUGCAAAUAUCUUUCUCCUGCUCUUCCACGCGGCAUCUGCGCUAAAAAAUCCAGUGAUUUCUGGCUGGAAUCCGGAUCCUGCUAUCCUACGAGUAGGAAAGGACUAUUACCUUGCAACGUCAACUUUUGAGUACUUCCCUGGCACUCCUAUCUAUCACUCAACGGAUCUGGCAAACUGGAAGCUCUAUUCCCAUGCUCAAACCAAUGCAGCCCAGGUGCAACUUUAUGGAGUUCCAACCGGUGCUGGUGUCUGGGCACCCACGCUUUCAUAUAUCAACGAAAUGUUCUACCUAGCUUCAAUGACGCGCUGGACAUAUGAUCCCGUCGCACGAGUGUGGCCUCGUGUAAUGUGGAUGAGCUCCAAAGAUCUCAUAACGUGGUCCGAACCGAUCUGGGCGGAGCCAUGGGGGAUUGACCCAGCGUUAUUUCAAGAUCCAGCGACCAAGAAGGUGUAUCUCAACCUAAUGGCGCCGAACAAUAACGUGGACAGGCUGUGGGGCAUAUAUCAGUGCGAGGUCGAUCUGAUGUCUGGGAUUUGUGUUGGGCAAUAUCAAGCGCUAUGGAAUGGAACAAUGCCAGUGAAUUCGACAGCACGUCCAGAAGGGCCAAAGAUGUUCUUGAAAGAUGGGUGGUAUUACCUGCUUAUUGCAGAAGGGGGAACUGACGAUCUGCAUCGCGCCUCGAUCGCUCGUUCGUCUUCACCACAAGGCCCAUUUGAGCCAGCGCCUAACAAUCCGCUCAUAUACAAUGGCCAGUAUGGCUUUGACAACCUUACCGUCCAAUCUACAGGUCAUGCCACAAUGUUCACCACCGAGCAGGGCGACUGGUACGCUACAUUCCUUGCGCGGAGGAAGAUCAAUAGCUCCUCACCCCUUGGCCGCGAAACAUUCUUCUGCAAGGUUGACUGGACAGCAGAUGGGUGGCCCGUGUUCAAUAAUGGCAAACCCAUCCUACUGAGCGAGGAUAUCCCAGGACUUCCCGAUGCAGUACCGAUCUCGAGAUUUGUGGAAGACUUUAGUGGGCGAAUUGAUAUGCAGUGGUAUCAGCUUCGAGUACCGUACACUAAGAACUACGAAAUCGACUCUCGCAAGGGCUUGAUCUUCCGGCCCAAUGUGUUUGGCUUGAGCGACCGUGACACUCCAGCAGCCUUGUUGCGGAAGCAGAAGUCGUUGAACAUGACUUUCACCGCCCGCUUGAUGGAUUUCCCGAAGCCAUUGGGACUUAGACAAAGCGUAGGGAUCAGUGCCUACCUCAGCGAGCUUCAGCAUCAAGAUAUCUACAUCGAAGGCUGUGCCAACUCUACAGGAAAUUGCCUUGUCACCUGGCUGAUUCGAAACGGGACGACAAGUAAAACUUCGUUGCCACUUAAUCGCACAUCACCUGGCGACAUCAGCUUGCAUAUUCGAGCCGAACCUCUGGCAUAUCACCUUGGGUUCAGCACCACCCAGGAGGCGGAACCAGUCUGGAUCACUUCUAUCGAAUCAAAGUGGCUGGCGUUCCCUCCCGCAGGUUACUUUGUCUUCACUGGUGCUUCAUUUGCCAUCUUUGCAUCUGGUGGAGGUGAGCCGUGGCAUUCAGACGGACAAGAGGUUGGAUUUUCGAGCGUGGUGGAGGAGUAUUUUGAGGAGAAGAUACCUGACUACGACAAGUGGUAG
Molecule: messenger RNA, 1662 nt
Organism: Verruconis gallopava
Lineage: Eukaryota; Fungi; Ascomycota; Dothideomycetes; Venturiales; Sympoventuriaceae
Exons: 4
Coding region: 1-1662 (553 amino acids)
Biological process (GO): carbohydrate metabolic process
Molecular function (GO): hydrolase activity, hydrolyzing O-glycosyl compounds
Source: RefSeq, a predicted model, not a curated record